Molecule: messenger RNA, 591 nt
Organism: Dama dama (fallow deer)
Lineage: Eukaryota; Metazoa; Chordata; Mammalia; Artiodactyla; Cervidae
Exons: 3
Coding region: 66-482 (138 amino acids)
Source: RefSeq, a predicted model, not a curated record
UUUUUCCCUCUGAGACUGGUAUUCAUUGGUGUUAAUGCUCUUGAUUUUGGAUAUUUUCAGGGCCAAUGAGAACAGAAACUGCUUUCGUUCUGCCCCAACACACAACAGAAACAGAACUGAAACCUCAGCUGAGGCUGCUGCUCUCCCAUUUCCAUAUUUCAUAUGACGUGGAAGAGCUGAGGGACGCUUCUAAGGAGACAGAACUUUUUGCCUUGGUUUCCCAAAAAUUUCAAAGCAUCUUCAUGGAGCAACAGAGAAUGCAAAUGUUUCCAGACUAUAAUGCUGGGAUAGCUAAAGUGGAAAAUUUGGAUUUGACAGGACCUGGUAGGGCCUUGAAAAAGAGAGCCAACUGGACUUCCUUUAUAAAGAUUAAGCCAAAAUGUGAUCCUGGGCAAAAGAAGCUUUUGACCAAGCUAAAAGAACGGAGAAGAAUAGAUCUAUUAAUGCAACUCCAAGCAAAAUUUCUGAAGGUAAAAAAGUAACCAUGUUUCCUUGUAGAUAAAAUUCUGGUCUCAGAAAAUUGAUUUCUUUGCACUUUGAAAAAAUGUUAGCCAUGGAUUCACUAUGAAGGCUUUAUUUGGAAUUGUCUAA